ACUUGCAUGUAUGUGCAGGAAUAUUAGGCUUGUUUUUCCAUCUGUAUUACAUUCAUCAGCUAGCUGCCUUACGCCAGUAGCGUUAACUGAGAGGACACAUGCAGCGUUGCAUCGGGCACGAUGAGUGACGAUGGAGAAAUUGCAUCUGUCAUGGGAUUCUCAGGUUUUGGUAAGAAGGCCCGCACAUUUGACCUGGAAGCCAUUUUUGAACAGACCCGUCGAACAGCCAUUGAGAGGAGUCAGCAUGUAUUAGAGGAGCGGCAGAAGGAUGAUCAGAUGGAGGAAGGGGAAAGCUCCCAAUCAGUCAAGUCACCAGUCAACGCUCCGAAAGACAAAGCUGCAGCGGCCACCGCCAGAAAACAGGAGAGUGAGAGCAGUAGCGACAGUGGUUCAGACUCAGACUCAGACUCAGACUCUGAGCUUAUUGGGCCUCCACUGCCUCCACAACAUACAGCCCAGGACGAUGAUGAUGAGCUUGGCCCGCUGACUCGUCCAUCAGGCAGCACUGCUCAUAGUGAUGACGACGAUGAUGAUGAAGGGGAGGCACAAGAUGAUGACGAUGAUAAUCCAGUGAAGAAGAUUCCAGACACUCAUGAGAUCACUCUGCAGCACGGCACCAGGACAGUUUCGGCUCUUGGCCUGGACCCCUCUGGAGCCCGUCUGGUGACCGGUGGCUAUGAUUAUGAUGUGCGUUUCUGGGAUUUUGCCGGGAUGGACCAGGCUCUGCAGGCCUUCAGGUCCCUCCAGCCCUGUGAGUGCCAUCAGAUCAAGACCCUGCAGUACAGCACCACUGGUGACGUCAUCCUGGUGGUUUCUGGCAAUGCACAGGCCAAGGUGUUGGACCGUGAUGGCUUCAAUGUCAUGGAGUGUGUGAAGGGAGACCAGUACAUUGUGGAUAUGGCCAAAACCAAGGGUCACACGGCUAUGCUUAAUAGUGGCUGCUGGCAUCCCAAGAUUAAAGAAGAAUUCAUGACGUGCUCCAAUGAUGGCACUGUGCGCACAUGGGACGUGAGCUCUGAGAAGAAGCACAAGUCCGUGUUCAAACCGCGUUCCUUCCAGGGGAAGAAGGUCAUCCCCACGUGCUGCACCUACAGCCGCGAUGGGAAGCUCAUUGCAGCUGGCUGCCAGGAUGGCACCAUCCAGAUCUGGGACAGAAACCUCAGCGUUCAUACAAAGUUCCACUGUCGGCAAGCACACAUUCCAGGAUCGGACACCUCCAGCCUCGCCUUUUCCUACGAUGGCAUGAUUCUCGCUUCACGUGGAGGUGAUGACACUCUCAAGAUGUGGGAUAUACGUAACUUCAAGAAGCCUGUGAACGUAGCUACUGGCCUGACCAACUGCUUUUCAAUGACUGAUUGCUGUUUUAGCCCCGAUGACAAGCUUCUUGUAACGGGGACCUCUGUGAAAAGAAACGAGGGAAACGGGAAGUUGGUUUUCUUUGACCGAGCUUCCUUCCAGAAGGUCUAUGAAAUAGAAGUCACCAAUGCAAGUGUCGUCCGCUGUCUGUGGCACCCAAAACUUAACCAGGUAAUGGUGGGAACCGGAAAUGGACUGGCCAAGGUCUACUAUGACCCUGUUAAAAGCCACAGAGGGGCUAAGCUGUGUGUAGUGAAGAGCCAGCGGAAGGAGAGACAAGCAGAGACGCUAACACAAGAUUACAUCAUCACACCUCAUGCCUUACCCAUGUUCAGAGAGGCCCGGCAGCGGAGUACACGAAAACAGCUGGAGAAGGACCGUCUUGAUCCAAGGAAAUCCCACAAACCCGAGCCUCCUGUGUCAGGACCAGGUCGUGGAGGAAGAGUAGCAGCUCAUGGUGGCACUCUGUCGUCAUUUAUCGUAAAGAACAUUGCUUUAGAUAAAACAGAUGACAGUAACCCACGACAGGCCAUCCUACGUCACGCCCAGGAUGCUUCAGAAAACCCUUACUGGGUUGCCCCGGCAUACAAACAAACUCAGCCAGUUCCUCUGUUUGCAGAGGAUUCAGAGGAGGAUGAGGAAGCUGAAAAGGAACCAGAGUGGAAAAAACGCAAGAUCUGAGGUGCCGCAACAGCAGCUAAUUUUAUAUAGAAUAGCAGACAGGGUGGGCUUGUGUUUGUAUAUAUAUCGUCGUAACCACGAGGUCUCAGAAUCAAUCCCCAAACACUUAGUUACUGCCAGAAACUGCAUAGGAGCAUCGAUUACGUUACUAAAAAGAACAUUCUCUGUCCUCUCUCGUAAUGUUUGCAUAUAUGUAUUUAUGUGCGUGCUUCUGUGUUGAGGGGUAGCACAUAAAUGUGCAGGUUUUUUUACUGUGUAAGCAUAAUAUAGUUUUAUACAAUUUUAUGUUCUACUCCUUCAGUUUGCCAUUAAUCAACCUCUGGAAGUACUUGGCUUUUUAUGUCUGUUUUGAUUACAUGGACUUUAUAUCCAUAAUUUCUAUUGUCCUCUCCUCCCACAUCUCCAGAGUUUGCUAAUGCCUCAUAAAUUGUCUCCAGAUUUUGUGGUCUGGUUGUGUUCAUCAGCCACGAAAAACUGUUUGCUAGUUUGUAAAAAGUAAAUUACAAAGAAGUACACAAACUUGCAGCCAUUUCUUUUUUCGUUUUGUUUAAGGGUUUACACUUUUUAAAGCUUUGCAGUUUUGUUGGAUCUGAUACAAAACUCCAAUCAGUCACCUCAAGACCUAUAUAGAGGAAUUUGUAUUCUCUUGUCAAAUAGUGAUAUAUUUUACCCAAAUUAAAGUGAUACUACUGCUUUUACCAGCUGAUCAAAGAAAUUCUUCUGUCAGAUAUGUUUUUUAUGAGGCACUGACUUAAUCCUGCAGAUAUACAGUUCACCCAGUGCGGGCCAAAGCCAGUGUUUUGACUCACUGCUUCAAAUAAAGUUUUAUAGACUACUUUUUGCUAUGUUUUUAAAUAGGUAAACUUUGCUGCAACUACUGCAUUUUUUAAUAUUGGUGAAUAAAUAAGAAAUCAUGAUUAAAAUGUAAAAUGAUCUUAAUAAUGUAAAGGAACACUUGCUAGCUUUUUCUGUAGUUUCCAACUGUAUCUCACUUUCUUUGUCACCAAAUUGAUGUUGAGGAAGACUAUUAGAUGUAACCUUUUAGUUAAGAUCGUAUUCACAAACAACUUCUCUCAAAAAUGAAUAUUGCACCAUCACCAAAUUGCAUCAUAUUUCUAGGGGCUCCGAUUGCUUUAACGCCUAAAUUUUAAAUAUUAAACCUGUGUGUAGUUGCAAA
Molecule: messenger RNA, 3214 nt
Organism: Anoplopoma fimbria (sablefish)
Lineage: Eukaryota; Metazoa; Chordata; Actinopteri; Perciformes; Anoplopomatidae
Product: WD repeat-containing protein 70
Exons: 18
Coding region: 121-2037 (638 amino acids)
Biological process (GO): regulation of DNA double-strand break processing
Cellular component (GO): site of double-strand break; nucleus
Molecular function (GO): protein binding
Source: RefSeq, a predicted model, not a curated record